Molecule: messenger RNA, 2560 nt
Organism: Glycine soja
Lineage: Eukaryota; Viridiplantae; Streptophyta; Magnoliopsida; Fabales; Fabaceae
Product: probable serine/threonine-protein kinase At1g54610
Exons: 7
Coding region: 500-2125 (541 amino acids)
Biological process (GO): positive regulation of transcription elongation by RNA polymerase II; protein phosphorylation
Cellular component (GO): cyclin-dependent protein kinase holoenzyme complex; nucleus
Molecular function (GO): cyclin-dependent protein serine/threonine kinase activity; RNA polymerase II CTD heptapeptide repeat kinase activity; ATP binding
Source: RefSeq, a predicted model, not a curated record
CUUCCUCGAGUCAAACUUAAAUACAGAAACCAUUAUGAGUAUGAGAGAGAAGUUGAAAAAUAAAGGAAGAUACCCUCACAUUUUUUUUUCUCUCUCUAAAACAUUCUUUUCUUUUCUUUUCACUGAUCCUUGAAUCUGGUAAGACUCAACUUCAACCAUAACUGUUUCAACUUUGAUCUUCCUCCAUAUCACAGUCCCAAAAGGAGAUUUUUUUUUUAUUUUUAAAAAAGACCCACCUUAAAAAAAAAAAAAAGAAACAGUGGUCUUAUUUUCUUUGACUGCACCACAAAUUGUGGGGUGUCUUCAAAAUCAUUGCUUUCUCACUUUUGUCUGCCAAAGUUAGGGUCUUUAGAAUUAGCGUUUGCACAGUCCAGCUUUUGGAGAUUUAUGAUUAGGGUUUUUGGAGGGGAGAGGGAUUUUGGGGGGUGAUUGGAUGGUGAGAAAUUGAGGGAAAAUGUGGUUGGUGCAAGUGGGGGGAGUAAAUGAGAAAUUUUGAGAGAUGGGGUGUGCGUUUGGAAGAGAGGCUUCGAGGGAGGAGAGGAGAGAGGAAGUGAGAGAGGCAAAAGCUGAGGAGGAGGGUAGAGGAGAGGUUGUUGAGAAUGAGAACAUUGAGAAGGAGGGUGGAAGAGAGGAGAGGAGGACAAGGGCAAGGGGAGAGAGGAGGCGAUCUUCGAAGCCGAAUCCGAGGUUGAGCAAUCCUCCUAACCAUGUUCAUGGUGAGCAGGUUGCAGCAGGGUGGCCCUCUUGGCUCUCUAAGGUUGCUGGUGAGGCUAUCAAUGGAUUGACCCCUCGGAGGGCCGACACUUUUGAGAAGAUUGAUAAGAUUGGGCAAGGUACAUACAGCAAUGUUUACAAAGCUAGGGAUACUUUAACGGGGAAAAUUGUUGCUCUAAAGAAGGUCCGUUUUGACAAUUUAGAGCCUGAGAGUGUCAAGUUCAUGGCCAGAGAGAUUUUGAUUCUCCGGCGUUUGGAUCAUCCCAAUGUCAUCAAACUGGAAGGCUUAGUGACUUCUAGAAUGUCAUGCAGUUUAUAUCUUGUGUUUGAAUACAUGGUGCAUGAUUUGGCUGGACUUGCCACAAACCCAGCAAUCAAGUUCACAGAGUCUCAGGUAAAAUGUUACAUGCAUCAGUUAUUUUCUGGACUGGAACAUUGUCACAACCGUCAUGUGCUGCAUCGUGAUAUAAAGGGGUCGAACCUUCUUAUUGACAAUGAUGGAAUUCUCAAGAUUGGUGAUUUUGGAUUAGCUUCCUUCUUUGAUCCUAAUCACAAGCACCCUAUGACCAGUAGAGUGGUUACUUUAUGGUAUCGACCUCCAGAACUUCUUCUUGGGGCCACUGAAUAUAGUGUAGGAGUGGAUCUCUGGAGUGCUGGCUGCAUUCUUGCUGAAUUGUUGGCUGGAAAGCCUAUUAUGCCUGGUCGAACAGAGGUGGAGCAGCUACACAAGAUAUUCAAACUAUGUGGUUCUCCUUCUGAUGAAUAUUGGAAAAAGUCAAAGUUGCCUCAUGCUACCAUUUUUAAGCCCCAACAAUCAUACAAGCGAUGCAUUGCAGAGACAUAUAAAGAUUUUCCUCCAUCAUCUCUGCCACUUAUGGAUACCCUUCUCGCAAUCAAUCCAGAUGAACGUUUGACUGCCACUGCUGCAUUGCAUAGUGAAUUCUUCACAACAAAACCAUAUGCUUGUGAGCCCUCUAGCCUUCCAAAAUAUCCUCCCAGCAAGGAGAUGGAUGCAAAGCUACGGGAUGAAGAAGCUAGGAGAUUGAGAGCAGCUGGUAAAGCUAAUGCUGAUGGUGUCAAGAAAUCUCGUCCACGUGAGCGAGUUGGGAGGGGAAUUGCAGUUCCAGAGGCCAAUGCCGAACUGCAAGCAAAUAUUGAUAGACGACGGCUGAUCACACAUUCAAAUGCUAAGAGCAAGAGUGAGAAGUUUCCUCCUCCCCACCAAGAUGGAGCUCUAGGCUAUCCUUUGGGUUCUUCACAUCACAUGGAUCCAGUUUUUGAUCCCCCUGAUGUUCCAUUUAGUUCUACAAACUUCUCACAACCUAAAGCAAAUAUCCAAACCUGGUCCGGCCCAUUGGUAGAUCCUUCUGGUGUGGGCGUGCCGAGGAGAAAGAAGAAACAUGGCAAGUGAUGAGCAUCAUAUACAAUCAAAUUCAUCAAAGGAGGACUCAAAAAAGAUAGGAAUGAGUCGGGAGUCAAAGAAAUAUUCUUGUAGUAUAACACCAAUCAAUUUUUUUGAAGUAUUCAUGAUGAAGCUGCAAAUGUUGCUGAGUUGAUGUCAGUCCUCUAGUUGCUAAAGGCAUUGGAGGUAAACCAAAUUGUAUUUUCCUGCUUCCAUUUCUUUCUCAAUGAUCAAAGGUUUAUUCUCUAUCUUGUAUAUCUUAUUUUUUUUUUCUUCUUGAACUACAAAGUUUAAUUAGGUUAGAUGAAUAUCUAAUAAAUAGGUUUUGGGAACAGUAUUGGCAAUUUAUAUCUCUCCCUAAUUUUUUUCCCAUUUAAUUUCUACUUUCCAGAAGCCUGUGAACUGUGCAGUACUUAUACACAGCAUUCUUUUAAAUUUUUUGGU